Molecule: messenger RNA, 2367 nt
Organism: Homo sapiens (human)
Lineage: Eukaryota; Metazoa; Chordata; Mammalia; Primates; Hominidae
Gene: GOLGA6L7
Product: golgin A6 family like 7
Exons: 9
Coding region: 96-1964 (622 amino acids)
Cellular component (GO): Golgi apparatus; cis-Golgi network
Source: RefSeq, marked validated
AGUCACAUAGCUGUGUGGUACGUGACUGGAGGCAUAUCACUGUCCUCGCCUGGAUCACGCCAAUGUGACCCCAACCCCACCACCCUCCCCACCCCAUGAUGUCCGAAAAAACCCAACAAAGAAAAUUGGCUGGGACCAAGAAAAAGUUUACAGACUAUCAUCAGUGGAACAGUGCUGGUGUUGGUACCGGAGCAACCGACACCAAAAAGAAGAAAAUAAAUCAUGGCGCUAACCCUGAGACAACCACUUCGGGGGGCUGCCACUCGCCUGAGGAUAAACAACAGAACCGAGCUCAGCUGAAAGAGGAAAAUAAGGCAAGCCACCAACAUCAGCAAGCCCUAAGGAGGCAGCUAGAGGCCCAGGAUCAUACCAUACGAAUCCUUAUGUGUCAGAAAACUGAACUGGAGACAGCGCUCCAUGACAGCCAGGAUGCUGCCAGGAAAUUUGAAGAAGAUUCCAAGGAUCUGGCAGCCCGCCUGCAUCAUUCCUGGCACUUUGCAGGAGAGUUACAGCGGGCUCUCUCUGCUAUGUCCGCAGAGCACGAGAGGGCGGACAAGUACAUCAAGGAGUUAACAAAGGAGAGGGAAGCCAUGAGUCUGGAGCUGUUCAGGAACAUCAUAACCAAUAAGGAGCUGAAGGAGAAAAAUGCCGAACUACAAGAAAAACUUCGACUGGUAGAAACUGAAAAGUCUGAGAUCCAGCUCCACAUCAAGGAGCUAAAAAGGAAACUGGAGACGGACAAAAUCCCGCUGCCACAGGUUCAAACCAACACUUUGCAGGAGAAGAUGUGGAGGCAGGAGGAGGAGCUACGGGAUCAGGAGGAGCUACGGGAUCAGGAGAAGCUACGGAAGCACGAGGAGAAGAUGUGGAGACAGGAGCAGAGGCUGCGGGACCAGGAGAAGGAGCUGCGGGAGCAGGAGCAGCAGAUGCAGGAGCAGGAGGAGCAGAUGCGGAAGCAGGAGGAGCAGAUGCGGAAGCAGGAGGAGCAGAUGCGGAAGCAGGAGGAGCAGAUGCGGAAGCAGGAGGAGCAGAUGCGGAAGCAGGAGGAGCAGAUGCGGAAGCAGGAGGAGCAGAUGGGGAAGCAGGAGGAGCAGAUGGGGGAGCAGGAGGAGCAGAUGCGGAAGCAGGAGAAGCAGAUGCUGAAGCAGAAGGAGCAGAUGCGGAAGCAGGAGGAGCAGAUGUGGAAGCAGGAGGAGCAGAUAGGGGAGCAGGAGGAGCAGAUGCGGAAGCAGGAGGAGCAGAUGUGGAAGCAGGAGGAGCAGAUAGGGGAGCAGGAGGAGCAGAUGCGAAAGCAGGAGGAGCAGAUGUGGAAGCAGGAGGAGCAGAUGGGGGAGCAGAUGAGGAAGCAGGAGGAGCAGAUGGGGGAGCAGGAGGAGCAGAUCCGGAAGCAGGAGGAGCAGAUGGGGGAGCAGGAGGAGCAGAUGCGGAAGCAGGAGGAGCAGAUGGGGGAGCAGGAGGAGCAGAUGCGGAAGCAGGAGGAGCAGAUGGGGGAGCAGGAGGAGCAGAUGAGGAAGCAGGAGGAGCAGAUGGGGGAGCAGGAGGAGCAGAUGGGGGAGCAGGAGGAGCAGAUGCGGAAGCAGGUGGAGAGGCUGCAAUUCAAGGAGGAGAGGCUGUGGGAUGAGUAUGAGAAGAUGCAGGAGGAGGAGGAGAAGAUCCGGAGGCAGGUGGAGAAGAGGCGGGAGAAGAAGGAGAGGAUGGGAGAGCAGGAGAAGACGCAGGAGGAGCGGUGCUCAGAGCCCUGCCUCCCUCCCUCCAAAUAUCCUUCUGAUAUGAGCCACCCUGGCAGCCUGGAGCCUGCACGAGAGGCCGGGAAGGGUUAUUCCCAUGACAACCGCACUGCACAGAUCAUGCAGCUGCCCCCUGGAAUGAAGAACGCCCAGGAGCGCCCAGGCUUAGGCAGCACCUCCUGCAUCCCAUUCUUCUACGGAGGAGACAAGAAAAAGAUCAAGAUCAUCAGUAUCUAAAAAGAACGGUCAACAAGGCCUACAGAAGUGUAAGCCGCCAUGUGACCUUGUGAAUACAGUCUGAGAACAAACUUGAAAAAAAGAAAAUUUAUUUUAAAUUGUGGCAAAAUACUGGCCGGGCACGGUGGCCUGCACCUGUAAUCACACCACUUUGGGAGGCCUAGGCGGGUGGAUCACCAAUCCCAGCUACGUGGGAGGUUGAGGUUGCAGUGAGCUGAGAUCACACCACUGCACUCCAGGCUGGGUGACAGAGUGAAACUCCCAUUUCAAAAAAAAAAAAAAAAAUUCUACCUGAGGACUCUAAUAUCUAUGUAUGUUUCUAUUGUUUUUUUUGUUUGUUUUCUCCUUUUGUCUUGCGUUGUCUUGUCUUAUGGCAUGCCUAGUAAAGUUUUAUCUGCCUCCA